AGGAAAGCACGAACCAAAACAGAGACGCUGCCGACUGUAAACGCUAAAACCGCUCAUUUAUUUAGUCAGAUAUUAUUGAAUGGAGUUUCUGUGAAGGCUUUUUGUGAGCGUACAGUGAGAGUAAAAUGUCGCUGAAUGCUACGUGUGAGUCGGUGUCUCAGAAAAGGACUCUGUCGAGCCUUCUCGCUGGUCGUGAGCUGAAGAGGCCCAAACAGACAGAUGUUCAGAGGCUGCAGGAAGCGGCGAUCCAGCUGUUGGAGCAGCAGCAGAACCUCUGCAGCCUGUUCAGGGAGGUCGGGCAACCGGAUCCACUCAACCUGUCCUCCUGUCAGAAUGGAGAGAUGGUGUCAUCCACCAUCACUGGGUCGCUGCUGGCGAGUGAGCUGAGGCGUCAGGCUGCUCAGCUGGGUGUCUCUGUGGCGGUGCUGUCGGUGAAGACGGUGUUGGAGAGGCUGAAGGAGAUCGCAGAGGAAACCACUGACUGGAAGGAAGGAGAGCAGAAGAGAGAGAUGCUCACUUCCUCUCAUAGAGCCCAGCUGUGUGCUCUGUUGGCAUCCAGCAGAGAACUGCAGUCACAGGGAGCCAUCUGCCCCAAACUGCUCUGGCAGGAGUACAGGAGAGAUCAGAGGCUCCCCAAACUGGAGGUGGUGUACCAUCUUCACUUUUACAACAUCCUCAAUCUGAAGUACAUUUUAGAGAAUGAUGAAGAGGUGAGAUCAUGGUUGGUGUCCCAGCUGAAGGUUGUAUGUGGAUGGAGGCCUCCACAGGAAGAAGAGGAGACCAAACAAGUUCAACAGAAAGUGUUGACAACUGUGGUCGGCGUCCUGGUGGGAGCAGGGUUCGAGCUGAGCCCCGCUCCAGCAGCUGCAGGCAGGAGGAUCUCCCUGCUCUGCUGCUCGGUUCUCGACGACAUGCUCUUCUGGCUUCUCGACGCUGUGGACGAGAGUCUGACGCUGCAGUCUGCUGCAGCAGGAGCUGAGCGAUGGAUUCAGAUUUUUGAUGCUUCACUUUGUGGAGUUUCAGUUUCAGCUGAAGUCCUGCAGCGUUUCUUCACACACUCCCUCACGCAGACGCUCACCUACAAGCCGCGGUUAAAAGUGUCAGAUGCCAUCAGCCUGCAGAACGAGUGGACCUUUGCAAAAGCCGACCCCUCGCUGACUUCUCUCUUCCGUCAGCUGGCUGUGAUCUUCAGUGUGGAGCAGCUGCUCCAUCACCUGCAGCAGGUUUUGGAAACCCAUGAAGUCAACUGGAAACACGUCCUGUGCUUCCUCUCCACUCUGCUGGUUUACUACCACUGUGCCCAGCCCAGCCUCAAAGAGCUGCUGUCCAGAAUGCUGAGCGCUGCCUUUGAAAGCUACGAUCUUGAGAACCUGAUAACCGCCUUCUUAUUGGCUCGACAGGCUGGACUGGAAGGACCUGGUGUCUUCUCCUCCUACAGUGAUUGGUUCAAGAUGGCGUUCGGUGGAGGCAGCAGCUGCCACGCGAACAGUAAGAAAUCGCUGGUGUUCCUGCUGAAGUUCCUCUCUGACCUCGUGCCUUUUGAACCUCCGCAAUACCUCAAGGUUCACAUCCUCCACCCUCCAUACGUACCUGUGAAGCACCGCAGCCUCCUGAUGGAGUACAUCUCACUGGCUAAGACCAGACUGGCUGACCUCAAGGAGUCAGUGGAGGACAUGGGCUUAUAUGAAGAUGUUUCAGGUGCAGGUGCAUCAGUGCAGCCUCAGUGCCAGGCUGCCCAGGAUGUGGAGAAGGCGGUGUCUCUGUUUGAGAGCACAGGCAGAAUCUCUGCCACAGUCAUGGAGGCCAGUAUUUUCCGGAGGCCGUAUUUCCUGACGCGGUUCCUUCCCGCUCUGCUCGCUCCGAGAGUGCUCCCCGUGAAAGCUGAUGCUCGGAUGAGUUUCAUUGAAGCUCUGAAAAAAGCAGAUAAGAUCCCUGCUGCACAGUAUUCAUCCUACAUGGAGUCCUGCCAGAAGCAGCGGCAGCAGAAUCAGAGCGCCACGUGUUCAGACAGUAGUGACGACCCCCCGGAGGUCCUGAGGAUUCAGCUGCAGGAGUUUGCAAAGCUUGUCGUUGAUGGGAGUGAUGGAGACGUGUCGGCCCAGCUGUCCAGGAUCUCGCACACGCUCAGUGUAAUCUUCCCCGGUCGUCCCGACGAUCUGAUCGGACAAACGGUGGUCAGACUUCACACAGACGCUCCUCCGUCCUCUGAGCUCCACGUCACAGUGGUCAAUAUGAUCUUAAGAAACUUCUGCCAGUGCUUGCUAGAUGCUUCCCAAGCAAACCCUCCUAAUAAACAAAGCCCGUGGGCCUCCAGGUUCGUCGGCGCUCUGCUGGGGAACACACAGCUCCUCUGCAGCCUUCUACACAGACUCUGGGACCUGUUUCACAACCAGUGGCCGUCUCUGAACGCUGCCCAUGUACUCGGCCUGGCAGCGUUCCUGGUCCACCUGUGCGCCUCCGUGUCCCACAGUCCUCUGGUUCAGCUGGUGCCGCCCGUCCGGCUCGAGCCGGUACCUGUCGAAGAGGCUCUCAGCUCGGCGCUGUCCUGCAGCACACACACCAACAUGUUCUUCUGUGCCAGGUUGUGUGUGGCAGCUGUGUGUUACGGCAUCUGCAGAGGGGACUCGCUGCCUCUGCAGCAGGACUGUGUCCCCCGUAGCCUCUAUAAGAAGCUCCUGUACCUCAUCCCGCGACUCUUACCUGAGGCCAGAGGGACUGUACCUGAUGCUGAACUAAGUGAACAACUGGAGGAGAACCUGUCCGGCCCGUGGAGCAGCAUCACCGACUCCAACAACACCUGGAGGAAGACCGCCUGGCAUCUGUGGAGGCACGCUGGCUUCCAGCAGCUCGGACAGAUCCCGCAGUAUCAGUUAUCGUUCUCAGAAUGGUUGGCUGAUGAGCUCAGAGUGCAGAGGAGCGAGGACGCUCUGCCUGAUGCUGAACGUCAGGAGUACCAGCGGUGGGCCUGCAUGGAGCUCUACCUGACUCGUCCAGAGGAGCAGGGAGGCUGUGGAGGAGACAUGAAAAACCUCUGCGCUCAACUGCUUAAUGCCAUCAUGGACCAGCAGUUAAGCAGCUGGCAGAGCCCGGAGGCACCGCAGCGCAGAGAGCCAGCAAGAGGAACCUGUUUGCCGGACAUCAUGUCCAGGCUCCAGGAGCUCGUCUGUGAGAUGGAAGUGAGCAGAGCUGACGUGUGUGACUUCCUGUUUGAGGUGUUGUUUCGGAGAUGCUCCUCUACAGUGACCUCACAGAGCAUCAGUGCUGAGGUCAGCCUGCAGCACACGCUGCACACAUGGAACAGAGUGCUGCUGGCUCUUCCAGCUGUGUUGUUGAUUAAAGUAAACACUGAAGGAGGGAGGACGACACUGGGCUGCAACAAGCUACUAGAACACAUCAACCAGCAUCAGAGGCAGGUGUGUUCUCCAGCCGGCUUGCUGUCCUGCCAGAUAACUUCACACUUUUUGAGAGGUCUGUUAGGUGCCAGUGUACGCUGUGCACGGCCUGGAGAAGCAGUAAACAAAGCCUGGUCUCAGAUCAGCGGGUGCUGUCCUCUUCUGUUGGUCUCCACAGUGCACUGGUGGCAGCGCCUGCGUCCGGUCCUGUUGUCAGUGUGGCGUCGUCUGUGUGGAGAAGAGUCUCUGCCGGAGCAGCUGCAGCUCCUCACAGACUGUCAGCACUGGGCCUGCAGUUUGGAAGAAGGCCAGCUGUUGCAGAUGCCUCCAGCUGCAGCUCUGCUGCUGGCGGGCAGCCUUCACCGUGCCUGGCGGCGCUGUGAGGGAAACAAGCAGAGCUUCAGAGCUGCGCUGAACUUCCUGCAACCAGAAAGAGACUCUAAACACAGACAGGUGCUCGUUUUCCUCCUUUUCCUGUGUGUUAAUGACUACCUGACAGCACUCCUGUAUCCUCAGGAGAGGAGCUCUGAUGAAGCCAGCAGUUUCUGCACGGAGCUCCUGGCUGUGUUGGCAGACUCCUCUGAUUGGCUGUCCAUCUUUAAAUCGAGCGAACCGAGCAUCUAUCAGUCCGUUACCAUGGUGACGUCAGACGACUUCACAAAACUCAUGCCGUGGGCUUUCUGCAGUUUGCUGCUCCUGCAAAGCGCCGAGCUUCUACAGAGAGCGGUGCGGUGUUCAGGGUUCCUCCACGCCGCCAUCGUCUGCUACCUGAGUGUACUGCAGCUCUUCCUGGAAGGACCGACACCUUCUACUGAAUCCUCUAAGGCGGAGCCGUCCCACGUCCUGAGCUGCACCAAGCAGUUUCUUCUGAGAGCUGUCUUGCAAACGUCUCCCACCGCGCUCUCUGCGGGGCAGCUCAGACAGCUGGAGUCUCAGUGUGCAGAACUGGACCCAGAGCUGGCAGCAGCUCUCUCGGUGCAGCUCGAGCCUCCCAGCCUCAGCCCGGAGAUGGACUUCCUCUGAUCGUGUUGUAACACUCGACUGUUCAGACUCAGCUUUGUACAAAGAAAACCUGUUUUAU
This is a messenger RNA of Archocentrus centrarchus (flier cichlid), 4473 nucleotides long. It is a transcript of the gene fanca, whose product is annotated as FA complementation group A. Gene Ontology annotation, biological process: interstrand cross-link repair. The record is from RefSeq and is a predicted model, not a curated record. The transcript is spliced from 42 exons. The coding region runs from base 126 to 4415 and encodes 1429 amino acids. Lineage: Eukaryota; Metazoa; Chordata; Actinopteri; Cichliformes; Cichlidae. Gene Ontology annotation, cellular component: Fanconi anaemia nuclear complex.